UUUCUGACAAAAGCAUAUGAAGUACAUUGUUGGCCCACUGGUUGACACUGUUUGUCAUUGUUUGCACUGUUUGGUACUGUUUUGAUGUAGAUAAUUCCUUAAAUAAGGAAGAGAGUAGAAGUAUAAAGUUCAUUUUGGACCUGACAAAAAAUAAGGUGAAAUUCAUUUGGGACCAGAGAGAGUAUUUAUUUGGAUGAUCCAUUAGGGUUUUCCUCAGCUCUAAAUCUCUAUAAUCCAACUGGCCGGCCUCGUUCGCAGACCAGACUCACCGCGCGCGCGCCGGGGCGGUCAGAAACCAACCUUUAGACUUUUUCUCCGUCAGCUAUGGGUAUCUCUCGGGAUUCGAUGCAUAAAAGGCGAGCUACUGGUGGUAAGAAGAAGGCCUGGAGGAAGAAGCGAAAGUAUGAGCUCGGAAGACAACCUGCAAACACAAAACUGGUUCCAAAUGCUAAAACAGUUCGAAGGGUCAGGGUUCGAGGGGGCAAUUUGAAGUGGCGUGCCUUGAGAUUGGAUACUGGGAACUAUUCUUGGGGAAGUGAAGCUCUCACCAGGAAGACAAGGAUUUUGGAUGUGGUUUAUAAUGCCUCAAACAAUGAGUUGGUCAGGACUCAGACAUUGGUUAAGGGUGCUAUCGUUCAAGUGGAUGCUGCACCAUUUAAGCAGUGGUAUCUUCAGCACUAUGGAGUUGAAGUUGGUCGCAAGAAGAAGACUGCUGCUGCCAAAAAAGAAGGAGAGGAUACCACUGAGGCUGCUGCUCCUGAGGAGAAGAAAAGCAAUCAUGUCGCGAGGAAAUUGGAACAGCGCCAAAAGGAUCAUAAAAUUGACCCACAUAUCGAGGAGCAAUUUGCAGGAGGCCGCUUGUUAGCUGCAAUUGCUUCAAGGCCUGGCCAGUGUGGUCGUGCUGAUGGUUACAUUUUGGAGGGCAAGGAGCUGGAGUUUUACAUGAAGAAACUUCAGAAGAAGAAAGGAAAGGCUGGUGGUGGUGCAGCUUAGGAAAAUGCAGAAGUAAAAACGUUUCUAUUAUGACUCCUUUUUACUUAUAUAUUGCAAUUAACAAUGCUUUGUUUGACAUUGUCACAAGUUAUCAGUUUAGAACUGUCUCCUAAACAUUAUGUUGAGACUUGAGAGGUGUUGACCUGUACUAUUAUGUUGUCCCAGAAUUCAAAAGGAAAAUGUUACUUUUGCAGACAUUUUUUUCUUUAAAAUAUAAGAUUCUUUGGGUUUUCUAUUUUCCCUAUUCGUUUAGUAUUCUCUUUGGCUCGUUGGUGAGAAGUUACUGAAAAAAGUUU
Messenger RNA from Cuscuta epithymum, 1289 nucleotides. Lineage: Eukaryota; Viridiplantae; Streptophyta; Magnoliopsida; Solanales; Convolvulaceae. The record is from the annotation of a GenBank genome assembly.